Molecule: messenger RNA, 3001 nt
Organism: Oncorhynchus masou masou (cherry salmon)
Lineage: Eukaryota; Metazoa; Chordata; Actinopteri; Salmoniformes; Salmonidae
Gene: cacna2d4a
Product: calcium channel, voltage-dependent, alpha 2/delta subunit 4a
Exons: 34
Coding region: 80-2989 (969 amino acids)
Cellular component (GO): voltage-gated calcium channel complex
Molecular function (GO): voltage-gated calcium channel activity
Source: RefSeq, a predicted model, not a curated record
AAUCAUUGCUCUUUCAACAAAAUACUCUGGUGCUCUGCUGCUCCAAAAGAAAUACAAAGACAUUGAGCCCACGGUGAAGAUGGAGGAGGUGGACGGAGAGGAGCUGGUGAAGACGUUUGCUGAGGAGAUGGAGGGCAUGCUGGGUAGGAAGAUGAAGUCUGUCAAGAGACUGGCGGAGGCAGCGGAGGACGCUGAUCUAUACCAUGAAUUCAACGCUACUUUAGAGUUUGACUACUAUAACUCUAUGCUGAUCAACUCGGUGGAUAAAGAUGGAAACGCUAUCGAGCUGGGAGGAGAGUUUCCUCUGGAAGAGAAUGAACACUUCAACAAGCUCCAGGUCAACACUCUGCAGAGCGACAUACAGGUUCCCACCAACGUUUACAACAAAGACCCUGGUAUUCUAAACGGGGUGUACAUGUCGGAGGCCCUGAACGAUGUGUUCGUGGAUAACUUCCAGAAGGACCCUACUCUAACCUGGCAGUACUUUGGCAGUGCCACUGGCUUCUUCAGACUCUACCCAGGCAUCGCAUGGACCCCGGAUGAAAAUGGCGUCGUCACGUUUGACUGCAGGAACAGAAACUGGUACAUCCAGGCUGCGACCUCUCCCAAGGACAUCAUCAUCGUAGUGGACGUCAGCGGGAGUAUGAAGGGUCUCAGGCUCACUAUCGCCAAGCACACUAUUAACACCAUCCUGGACACACUAGGGGAGAACGACUUUGUCAACGUCAUCGCCUACAGCGACUAUGUCCAAUACGUUGAACCCUGCUUCAAGGGCACCCUGGUCCAGGCUGACCUGGACAACCGAGAGCACUUCAAGUUGCUGGUUGAGGAGCUCCAGGUAAAAGGAGAGGGGAAAGUCAAGAAGGCCAUGAAGGAAUCCUUCAAGAUCCUCAAUGAGGCUGCAUCUUUGGGUCAGGGCAGUCUGUGUAACCAGGCCAUCAUGCUGAUCACUGACGGAGCCAUGGAGGAUUAUGAGGAAGUGUUUCAGGAGUUCAACUGGCCAGAACGCAGGGUGCGUGUUUUUACUUACCUUAUUGGUCGUGAGGUGACCUUCGCUGACACUGUGAAGUGGAUUGCCUGCAACAAUAAAGGUUACUACACACACGUCUCCACGCUGGCCGAUGUUCAGGAGAAUGUCAUGGAGUACCUUCACGUUCUGAGUCGACCAAUGGUCAUCAACCAUGAUCAUGACAUCAUCUGGACAGAGGCUUACAUGGACAGUGCGCUGUUCAACACCCAGGCUCAGAGCCUGCUCCUCAUGACCUCUGUGGCCAUGCCUGUGUUCAGCAAGAAGAAGGAGACUCUGUCUCAUGGUAUUCUGCUGGGGGUGGUGGGGACUGACGUCCCUCUGAGAGAACUGAUGAGGCUGGCUCCUAGAUACAAGCUGGGUGUCCAUGGUUACGCCUUCCUCAACACCAACAACGGUUAUAUCCUCGCCCACCCUGCCCUCCGACCCCUGUAUAAGGAAGGAAAGAAGCUGAAGCCAAAACCCAACUACAACAGUGUUGAUCUGGCUGAGGUGGAGUGGGAGGACACGGAUGAGACGUUGAGAACUGCCAUGGUAAAAGGAGAGACAGGUACUCUGUCCUUAGACGUCAGAGCCACUGUAGAGAAAGGGAGAAGAGUCAUGUUCCUGAAGAAUGACUACUUCUACACAACCAUCAACGAGACGCCGUUCAGUCUUGGCAUGGUGCUGACCAGAGGGCACGGAGAAUACAUCUUCAUUGGGAAUGUGUCUGUUCGGGAAGGCCUCAAUGACCUGAUGCAGCCAGAUGUGUCCAUCGCAAAUGAGUGGACCUACUGUGAGACAGACAUUGACCCUCACCACCGCAAGCUGACCCAGCUCCAGGCUGUGUUUCGAUACCUCACAGGGAAGGAACCUGAUCUGGAGUGUGAUGAGGAACUGUUGAGACAGACUCUGUUUGAUGCUGUGGUCACAGCCCCCAUGGAGGCUUACUGGACAGCAAUGAUGCUCGACCCAUCUGGUAUGGACGAGGGGGUGGAGACUGCGUUCCUGGGCACCCGGUCUGGUCUGAUGAGGGUCACCAGAUACGUGGGCAUUGAGAAACGUGUUGCCAAGAAAUUCCUGUCUCCGUCGGACAAGGAGAACAUCUUUACGAUGGACCACUUCCCCGUGUGGUAUCGCCGCGCUGCAGAGUACCCCGCCGGCAAGUUCCUGUACUACAUCCCCAAAGAGGACACCAGAGAUGCGUCAGGGAGGAUGGUGAUCGCCACCACAGCUGUGACUGUCACCGUGGGCAAGAAGACUGCAGUGGCAGGAGCCAUUGGGGUUCAGAUGGCACUGGACCUGUUAGAGACCAGGUUCUGGGCUACAGCUAAGCAGCCCAAUGACACAGACUGCUCUAAUACAGAGGGCAUCUGUCCGCUGGCAUGUGAAGCCAUGGACCUGGCCUGCUACCUCAUCGACAGCAAUGCUUUCAUAAUCAUCUCCAAAGAAAAAAGCCAUGUGGGGAGGUUCUUUGGAGAAGUUGACGGCUCAGUGAUGGCACGCCUUAUCAAGAUGGGCAUGUUCAAAAGGGUAUCUCUGUACGACUAUCAGGCCAUGUGUAAGAUGGGAGGACAUUCUGCCAGCAGCGCCAGACCCCUUCUUAGUCCCUUCUAUGGUCUGGCGGCUGCUCUAAAGUGGUUCCUCACCAACUUCCUACUGUUUUUACUGGAGUUCAACAUCUGUGGUCUCUGGCACUCUGACCGCUUUGCUGAAGCCAAGCCUGGCUUCAAAGCGUCGGCCCAGAAGAAGAAGGGCGACAUCCUGCAGCCGUGUGACACAGAGUACCCCAGCUUUGUCUACGAGCCCUCCAUCAAGGAGACCAACAGCCUCAUUAAGUGUGGACGCUGUCAGAAGAUGUUUGUAACCCAGGCUGUCCCUGACAGUAACCUGCUGAUGUUGGUGGUACAGGCAGACUGUGACUGUUCCCGUCAGUACCCCGCUAUCACCAUGGAACCCAAGGAAGUGAAAUAUAUCCUUUAACAUGAAGCGCUA